Messenger RNA from Cucurbitaria berberidis CBS 394.84, 1504 nucleotides. RefSeq names its product FAD/NAD(P)-binding domain-containing protein. Lineage: Eukaryota; Fungi; Ascomycota; Dothideomycetes; Pleosporales; Cucurbitariaceae. The transcript has 3 exons. The record is from RefSeq and is a predicted model, not a curated record. Bases 75 to 1283 code for a protein of 402 amino acids. Gene Ontology annotation, molecular function: FAD binding.
CAUCAUACUACCUUGCGAGACCACAAACGUCGAUAUCUCGGUCACAUUUCAAAUUGGGCAGCACUGACGCGAAGAUGAAAGUUCUCAUUAUUGGAGCAGGUCCUGCCGGAUGCGCGCUUGCCCACGGGCUCCAAAAAGCUGGCAUUUCGUUUAGCAUUUACGAUAAAGGCGCGGACGUCUACCGACACCGUCACUGGGCAUUUACUCUCGGCUGGGCGCGACCAUACCUGCUGAGCAUGUUGCCAGAAGAGCUAGGCGCGCAAAUCAACUCAUGUCAAGUCGAUCCGAACGUUGACUGCGCAGCCAUUGGUGAAGACAGGAUCGUGUUAUACAACGGCCAGACGCGUGAAGAAGCGUUUGCAUUCCCCAUUCCCAAAGCAAGAGAGAUCAAUAUCAGAAAGUUGAGAAUACUAUGUGCUGAGAAAUUGGACGUAAAGUACGGGAAACGGUUUAGCCACUAUGACCUGAUACCAAACGGCGGGGUAAAAGUGUUCUUCGAAGAUGGUUCAACUGACGAAGGGGACAUCGUCAUUGGGAUUGACGGCGCAAUGUCGAAAGUGCGACACUGUCUACUCGGCCGCGAAGCAGCAAUGGACAUCCUACCUUUCGCCCUGGUGAAUUUCAAUGCCUCAUACACAGCCGAUCAAGCACUAUUCAUCAAAGAGCGCUUACACCCACUCGUCGACAUCGCCAUACAUCCAGCGGGCCACUACAUACGCGCAAACGUGCUCGACAUGCCGGACCAAAAAGACCCCAGCACCUGGACGUUCCAGAUCCUGUCAACAUGGCCGUUAAAAGUGGUCGAAGAUCACGACAACGAGGGCGAUAGACUGAAGAGACUGAAAGCGCAUGUCAAGCGAGAUGGAUGGGCGGAGCCUUACAAGAGUGCGAUUGAGUGGAUACCAGAGGAUACGGAGGUUUUGAGAGAUCAGUUGAAGAUCUGGAAGACGGUACCGUGGGAUAACCAAGGUGGACGGGUGACGCUUUGCGGCGAUGCAGCGCAUGCGAUGACUUUCCAUCGCGGCCAAGGAGCCAAUAAUGCGUUCUACUCCGCACAUUGCCUCGUCGAAGCGUUAAAGUCCGUCCAAGAAGGUACUGCGUCUUUGGAAAAGGCGAUUACGACGUAUGACGAGAGUAUCUGGAAGAGAGGUGCGAACGAAGUCCAGAUCUCGAAAGCUCAGUCAUUUUUCACGCAUGAUGGCUUGGAGAACUUUAUUAAUAGUCCAGUGAUAAAGCUGGGAACAAAGCCGAGUCAUGCCGCAAAGACUGAGGGGUACCAGUAGUCGUGGUAUUAGGGCAUUGGCUGCGUGUGGUCCGUCCUCGAAGCGCUUAAGGCUUGACACGUGGGAACACUCAACUGUGAUGAUGAAACAGGGGUUGUGAAUGUCGAAAGAGGAUUUCUAACUAUUGUUUAGCCUUGCGUUGGCAGAUAUCAAUUUGUACCGAUAUCUAUGGUUUGCGCGUGGCCACUACAACUCCUCGGGUGAAUUCAGCUGAUAUGCAG